UCCAUGAUUGUACGAAUGUUUGUUAAGGUUAUCCAUGAUUGUACGAAUGACUCUGGAGCUCUGAAAUAUCAGCAUGGCAUCAUUCUAAGGAAUAUUUUUGAUACACAGAGUGUUCAUCGAGUUCUGCAGAUGCAGACACGAAAUAUCCCCGUCUACCUCACACAGCUCAUCUCAUUCAACAAUCUCUGCAAAGAGUACAAAGCUCCGAUUAACAAUGCCAAAGAUGAGAUGAAGAAGAUAUAUAUCCGUGAUAACAAGUUCUGGGCCCGACGUCCACUAUCCGAUGAGAUGAUUUACUAUGCAGCAUCUGAUGUUCUUCCUUUAGUUCCGGCACUUCAUCAAUCAUUGAAUAGUGAACUAAGAGAAGAGUACAGCAGCUUAUUUCUUGAACUAGUUGAAGAGCAAAUAUAUUCACAUUUUCUCCAGCUCAACCCUAACCUAGCGGACAGGAAGAAGAAGAGAGAACAACCUAGAGUAGAGAUAAGGGUUCUUCUCUCUUCUAAGAUGGUUGGGUACAGUGGAAAAUGUUGUAUCAGAACUAAAGAUUUACAAGAGAGAUUCACGUGCUUGGUAUCACUACCGACUUGUGGAGGUGGGGAUCGUGUACUAGGAUUGAAGGGUGAGGAUCAAGAACCAAUGCUUGAAUGUCUAGAGGCAGCUCUACUUAAUAUUGAAGAGGAAAAAUCUCAACCCAGAGAUAUCCGGUUACUGAUACCCAACUAUAUUAUUGAGAGUGAGUUCGGAGCUUCUAAAGAGAAAGUUCAGGAUUUGCUUCAGGGAACAGAUGUUAAAAUUGAGAUUUCUGCCGAGUGUGCUCCACUGUCUACUGAGAGAGUAGUUCAAGUGGUUGGUCUACUUGAAGAUGUAAUGGCCGCGGCUAAACUUAUUUAUGACAAGGUUCAAACCUGCAGCUUAAAGAGUAAACAGUCUAAGUACUCUGCCAAGAACUACGAUGCAUCAAGGUGUGCUGAAUAUCUAGGCUGGGUUCAAGACAAGGAGGAUGAAGGGAGGGGGGAAAGGAGGGGAGGGGAUGGAAGAGGAAGACGAGGAGGGGGUCGAGGACAAAGAAGAGGAGGGUCUGGACGAGGAGAAAGAGGUUCAUUCCGAGGAAAUAGAGAUUCCUAUAGAGGAGGAGCAGGAGGUGGAGGAGGUGGUUCAGGUAGAGGGUACAGAGGGCCUGAUACAGGAAGUAAACAUGAGAACGGAAAUGGUGGAUCAUAUGAUCAGGAAAAGAGCAAUGAUGCCACAGAAAUCAAUGAGGUGUUUGAAACCCAGACUUCUGUAAAACAGCAUGAACAGGUGGAAAAACAUAGCAAUGAUGACACAGAAAUCAAUGAAGUGAUUGAAACUCAGAAUUCUGGAAAACAGGUGGGAAAACAGAGCAAUGAUGACACGAAAAUCAAUGAGGUGAUUGAAACGCAGAAUUCUGUAAAACAGCAUGAACAGGUGGAAAAACAGAGCUUUCAUUCUGACGAAAAGCCUUUAAAACACAGUGAUAAAAAACAGGAUUGUCAGAAAAUUUCAAAUCUAGAAGUUCUUGACAAUUUUCCAGUGAUCAAGAAGGAGACCAUUGAAGAUUUAGAAAAGAUUGAACAAUUUCCUGAAGAGAAGAGCAUCAAUGAUUCUAUGAUGUCUUGGGUGGAUGUUAAUUCUGAAACGGAGAAUCCUAUGAUUCAAUGCGACCAUGUGGAAAUCAAUCCGAGCAGAAAAAGUGUUGCUUGGAAGUGGACCAAGCGACGAAGUUGUGCUGUAGGCAGAGGAGUGAAGAGAAGAUUCGAUGAGGUUGAUUGGAGAGGGGUGAGAGGAGGAGUGUGGAAGGGAACGAGGAGAACGGUUGGGUUUACUCUCAGUGCAGCAAGGCUUGCCUUGGUUGGUGGCUGGAAACUAACGAAAGGUUCUUUCAAGUUAAUUAAGUUUCUCUUUUCUGAAAGCAAUAAAGAAAAUGCGAGAACUAGUCAGAGGAAUGGCGGGAGUAGAAGCAGAAAUAACAAGAGAAGAACCAAUCUAUCCAGAAACAAAAAUGGAAGGGAAUUAAACGGAAUCAAAAAGAAGAAAAGCACAAAUAGGAAUGUAAAAAAUCCUGGUAUGAUGGAAGGUGAAAAGGGAAAUGGCAGAAAAGAUACUGAUAAGAGGCUAAACCAGAACAUAGGAAAUGGAGAAAGCAAAAGAAAUGGUCGGAAAGAAGGAUCAAGAGCUGGACCUGGACUUGGUGGGAAACCUCCUGGAAAGAAAGUCCCCGUAGGAGAAGGAUCAAGAGAUGGACCUGGACCUUGUGGGAAACCGCCUGGAAAGAAAGUCCCCGUAGGAGAAGGAUCAAGAGCUGGACCUGGACUUGGUGGGAAACUUCCUGGAAAGAAAGACCCCGUAGGAGAAGGAUCAAGAGCUGGACUUGUACCAGCUGGUAAACCUCCUGGUCAGAAAGUCCCUGUCGGAGAAGGACCUAGUGUGAUGAACCAAGUUGAAAAAACCAGUUUAAAACCUAAAUAUGACUCCUCAAUACUUCAAUCCAAUGGUUUUCAGUUUAAUUUCUCAGAAAGUCCCCCUUUUUUUACUUCAGAGCUUCAUUUUAACUCGGCUCAAUGUUAUAUGAGAAGUAUUUAAAAAUGCCUCUAUUAAAGCUGAAUUUAUGCAACUAUUUUUUUAAACCAAUUUUCUUGAUUUGAGUAAAACUGACUUAUCAAGCUUCUAAAUAUACAUCAUAGGUCGAAGUAUUGGGUGUCUAGGAAUUAAAGCUUGAGAAAUUCUCAAGAUUAUCAAUGAUAAAAAUGGUGCUAAAAACACAUUACCCAUCAAAAUAAUGUAACGUAAUGUUUAUGUAACUUCUUGAAAUCCUCCUUUUUUAACUUCCUUCGCACAGAUGUUUAUUUAAAACGAUUAACCUUUUUGAAAACAGCUGUAUGACCAGUACUAUUCAAAACUUACCCGUGUUUAAUGUUCAUGAUCAAUAUAAAAGCUGUUUUAUCCCCAUUCAUUGCCAAUAAGACAUAACUAAAUUAAUAGAUUGAUUGAUAAUAAUAAUGAAAAUCCUUAGAGUCAGACACAUAAAACUGUUCAAUAGGAAGACGACAUUUAAGCAAUAAUAUUGGUAUUUUAUGUCGUAAUAUAGGAUAAAACAUUUAGCUUGGAAAUUAAAUGAACGGGUAAAACUGGUCUGUUGAUACUGCACAAUUUUUCUAUUCCAUGUUCAUUGUUCAUUGGUCUAUUUAAAAUCUACACUAAAGUCUAGCAGUCGUUGUCCUGUUCCACAGGUUUAUGGGUCCCCCGCCGGGUUUUGCAUAUUCAAUGCAAGAAAGAAAUUAUCCAAGUGAUAAUUAUCUGUGAUAUAAUCACCUUUGAUUCGCCCCAACGUGAUUUUUGUUUCUAUUAUGCGACCUAUGAUGAUUAGUGAUUAUUUUCAGA
This is a messenger RNA of Eurytemora carolleeae, 3399 nucleotides long. RefSeq lists its product as uncharacterized. Gene Ontology annotation, biological process: nucleobase-containing compound metabolic process. The record is from RefSeq and is a predicted model, not a curated record. The transcript has 9 exons. NCBI's taxonomy places the organism in Eukaryota, Metazoa, Arthropoda, Copepoda, Calanoida, Temoridae. The coding region runs from base 4 to 2601 and encodes 865 amino acids. Gene Ontology annotation, molecular function: 3'-5' exonuclease activity; RNA binding.